Messenger RNA from Sardina pilchardus (European sardine), 1810 nucleotides. Its product is annotated as insulin-like growth factor-binding protein 6. Bases 339 to 965 code for a protein of 208 amino acids. The record is from RefSeq and is a predicted model, not a curated record. Gene Ontology annotation, molecular function: insulin-like growth factor I binding; insulin-like growth factor II binding. NCBI's taxonomy places the organism in Eukaryota, Metazoa, Chordata, Actinopteri, Clupeiformes, Clupeidae. Gene Ontology annotation, biological process: regulation of insulin-like growth factor receptor signaling pathway. Gene Ontology annotation, cellular component: extracellular region. The transcript is spliced from 4 exons.
UGUCCCGGGCAACAGUCUGCGUGUGCUUGAUCAUCAGUCUCAGGUUGCUGCUUUUGGGAACGUCUCCCACCUCGGCCUCACAGCUUCAAUUAGGAGCACUCCACUGAAGAGCACAAGAGCAGCGCGAGGGGAGAAGCCCAGAGAGAAGAGGAAGCACAGAGCAAAGAGCAGAGAAGAGAAGAAAAGAGAAGUCAAGAGGAGCAGAGAGGAGAUAAGAGAAGAGAGAGAAGAAGAAGAAAAAAAACGACAGUUGGCUCACACACAGAACCCUUGGCCAGCGACACUUGUUUUUAAUCUUGUGUUUUGGAAAGGACUUUUUGCCCCUGGACUGAGCAGAUAUGAAAGCAAUGCCUCUGUUUCCCAACCUUCUGACCCUCCUGGUGAUCCUCCCUCUGGCAGUGCCAGCCACCCGGGGACUGGUGCCCCGCCACGGGCUCCACAAGACGUGCCCCACCUGCGGCAGGGACGGCAAGGGCCGGGGCGGCGCCGCCACUGCCCCCUCGGAGCGGCCCGGGGAGGACAGCACGGCGGCACUGGGCCAAGGGGAGCUGUGCGGCGUCUACACCCUGAGCUGUGCCCGGGGGCUCCGCUGCAACCCCCCGCCGGGCGACCCCAACCCGCUCCAUGCCCUGCUGCAGGGCCGGGGGACAUGCAGCAGCCUCAGGAGCCCGGCCGCCGGCAACCCGCAGACCACAGCUUCCCAGCCAUCUACACCCAUCGGUGAUUUCCUGGGCCCCUGCCGUAAACAGCUCAACUCAAUUCUCCAAGGUCUGGAGCUAAAGAUCAUCCAGUCGGAUCAGGCCAUUUACAUUCCCAACUGUGACAGGAGAGGUUUCUACAGAAAGAAGCAGUGUCGCUCCUCGAGGGGUAUGCAGCGUGGUCAGUGCUGGUGUGUGAGUGAGACCGGCGCAGCGAUGCCGUCGAGAACAGCUGAAGAUGGCACUGUCUCCUGCGACGGUGUGUGAGAAGGGGUGUUCACCACAGAGUCCUGGAGUUCCUCAGUCAAGAGUCUGUCUGUCUGUCUGUCUGGAGUUGUUUAGAGUUUGGGGUCCAGCUAAAGAAAAAACACACAAACACAAACAUAUAGUGAUGGGCAAAGGACAUCCGGCCUUCCCAUGUGCAGGACUCUACUUGGUCAUGAAGCUAGACAAGGUUUAAAUGAGUUUUUGUCUCAUCUUAUCUUCCAUUGGUUAGAUGCACAUGUAUAUGACAUUUUAAUUCAUUUGUCUGCAUAAAUACAGUGUAAAUAUGUUUAGAACAGCUUCUUUUACAACAGCAAGAAACAGAAUUGGUUGUAAGAUCGAGAUACAAAACUAUCAAAUGUAUGAAAGCCCUCAACAGAAGAGGUGAAUUGACACGCUCAGCCUUGAAAUCAAUUUGGUUUAAAAUGUACAAAAAAAAACUGGAAUCAAAGCACACUGCUAACAAAUUGACAAACCACACACAGAGAGACACACAGACGCUAAACCGUGAACUAUUUCUGAAUGUGUGCAAACCCCAACACUGAUGUGUAGUUUAGGUUAAAGAUGCUACAUAACCUGUGCUUUUUCUGCACCACAGCCACCCAAAGCUUGCUAUGGUGUCAAGACAAAGCAACCAAUGCUCUUAUCAAGAUACUUUUGUAUAUUUACUUUUUUAUAAGCCUAUAAGUUAAAUCGAAUUAUUUAACAAAACUUUGUAUUUUUAUAAUAUAAUUUCAUUAUUAUUUAUCUCUUUUGUGUACCUUUUGUACUAUGGUGAAAUCCCACCUCACGGGGUUAAACUUUAAUGCCAUUUGCAAGCUGAUACCUGCUGAAAAAAAAAGACUGAU